UCUGGGGUAGCCAAGAUGGGUGAUGUAUUUAGGUUCACCAUUUGGGUAGACAACUCUUACGACACAUGUGUGGAAAGGUCAAGGUUACUCUUGGACGGACCAAAUUUUGACUUUAGUAACCUUCAGCUGUUCAAUCAAAACAGCAAAAUGUCAUCAAAAGAAACAAUUCCUACUGGAGUGAAGUUUAUAUUUGGAGGUGGAGGAGGGAUGGCAGCCACAUUGUUUGUACAACCAUUAGAUUUAGUGAAAAACAGAAUGCAGUUAAGUGGUGAAAUGGGUAAAACUAAACAAUACAAAAACACUGGAGAUGCACUUAUAACUAUAUUGAGACAGGAAGGUGUGAGAGGAAUAUAUACAGGUCUUUCAGCUGGACUGUUAAGACAGGCAACAUACACAACUACACGACUGGGUGUCUACAUGAAUAUAUUUGAUUAUGUAUCAAAGUCAAGAGAGGGCAAGCCUCCAAAUGCAUUUCAAAAGCUGUUUAUGGGAUGUACUGCUGGUGGUAUUGGAGCCUUUGUAGGAACACCAGCUGAAGUUUGUCUCAUUCGGAUGACAGCUGAUGGAAGGUUACCUAUUGACCAAAGAAGAGGUUAUACUGGAGUAUUUAAUGCCUUAUCUAGGAUUAUUUCAGAAGAGGGAGUUUUAACUAUGUGGAGGGGAUGGCAGCCCACUGUUGCAAGAGCUAUGGUAGUUAAUGCAGCACAAUUAGCAUCAUAUUCUCAGGCUAAAGAAGAAUUAAAGAAGACAGGAUAUUUUGGGGAGGGUAUUUUCUUACAUUUUGUCUCCAGUAUGUUUAGUGGUUUAGUUACAACUAUUGCAUCAAUGCCAACAGAUAUUGCCAAGACAAGAGUACAGAACAUGAAGAUUAUUGAUGGAAAACCAGAGUAUAAGAAUGCUUUGGAUGUGAUAUUCAAAACUGUCAGUAAGGAGGGAUUCUUCAGUCUAUGGAAAGGAUUUACACCUUAUUACUUUAGAUUAGGACCUCAUACAGUUCUUACAUUUAUAUUUAUAGAACAACUUAACAAAUUUUAUUACAAAUAUGUACUAGGUGUUGAAGGCCAUGGGGGUUUAUAAUAAACCAAAAUUUAGGUUUUUCAGUGUUUUAUAAAUUCUACAUUAAUUGGAAUGGAGGAUUGAUCAUUUUAUUAUGUAGUGUAAAACUUGCUUUUAUAAUUUGUAUUCAUGAAUGAAAUCUAACACGCAUCAUGAGGAAAUAUUCGCCUUGUUUUUUGUUGUUGUACAACAUAAACCAUAUAUUUAUCAACCAAUUGUCUUGCAAUAGAGUUCUCCCAAAUAUUUCAAAUCAGCCCCAUGAAAGAGGGUCUGGAUGGGGGUCCUUCAAUUCAGUAUUCUUUAUUUUUUUAAGCAUUUUUUCUCUAUUCUUUAUAUUUUAGAACCCCAUUAUUCUCUUUUCUUUAUUUUUUUCAUCCAUUUUUCUCUAUUCUUUACUUUUUUGGUCUAUUUUUCUCUAUUCUUUAUUUUUUUCGUCCAUUUUCUGCAGUUUUGGUCCAUUAUUGUCUAUUCUGUUAACUGCUCCAGACCUUCAUGAAAUUUGAAUUAGCACUGUGUCCCUCAAGUUAUAGCACCACAUUUAUAAAACAUUCUGUUAUAAAAUCUAUUCAAAUAGCACCCAUGAUAUACGUUUUUGGGGAGAACAUUGUUUGCAAGUGAACUAUUAUAUUUCAGUUUUAUCAAGGGCUGUUUUAAAACAUGUCAACUGUGACUCAUGUUAAUCCAGGGUAAAAUCAAUUGCAUCAAGCUUUUUCACCUGUCACACCUGCAUGGUUUAUCAUGUUUGUGGAGUAAAAACAAUAUGAAUCUCAAAUUUAUUUGUCAAAUGCUAUAUAUCAUUAAACAAUGCCAUUACAUUUCAAGCUUAGCUUUCGUACUAUGUAUACAAUUCGUUUAUUUAUGUAUUCUGGUUUAAUUCAGAAAAAUGUAAGUUUUUGACUUUGUAUCCAUUUAUGUAUGUCAAUUGAUAUUCUGGACAAAAAUUAGACGGGUUUUAUAAGAAUACCAUGGAAACAACUUACUCAAUAGCAGUGAAUUCAGAGUAAAUCAUCAUUAAUUUUACAAGACAGAAAUUAUCACCUAACCUGCAUCUUUAAUUUGGUGAUAAUUUGUACAAUUGGCAAAGUGCCAUUUCAUUUUAUGAAAACCAAAAUUAGGAACAUUUUCACAUUUCUAUGCCCCACCUAGGGGCAUUAUGUUUUUCGAUCUGUGCGUCC
Mytilus californianus (California mussel) is the source of this 2231-nucleotide messenger RNA. Its product is annotated as mitochondrial 2-oxoglutarate/malate carrier protein-like. Gene Ontology annotation, molecular function: sulfate transmembrane transporter activity; malate transmembrane transporter activity; succinate transmembrane transporter activity. Lineage: Eukaryota; Metazoa; Mollusca; Bivalvia; Mytilida; Mytilidae. The coding region runs from base 16 to 1077 and encodes 353 amino acids. Gene Ontology annotation, biological process: phosphate ion transmembrane transport; oxaloacetate transport; malate transmembrane transport. The record is from RefSeq and is a predicted model, not a curated record. The transcript has 10 exons.